This is a messenger RNA of Manis javanica (Malayan pangolin), 3591 nucleotides long. It is a transcript of the gene CSNK1D, whose product is annotated as casein kinase 1 delta. Gene Ontology annotation, molecular function: ATP binding; protein kinase activity. Gene Ontology annotation, biological process: protein phosphorylation. NCBI's taxonomy places the organism in Eukaryota, Metazoa, Chordata, Mammalia, Pholidota, Manidae. The record is from RefSeq and is a predicted model, not a curated record.
UAGGCAGCUGAAGUGGGUAUUAGGCCCGGAAGAUCCGAGUCCAUCCGCGGCUGGGAGAAGGCCAGCGGGGUCGGUAAGGGCCGGAGCAGGGGCGGCGGCGCUCGGUCUGUCCCAUCCGCCGCGUAUUGAGGCUCUGGGAGCGGCGGGGCGGCCGGAAAGCGAUGGUGAAAGCCGGGCCGCGAGGGGGGCGGAGCCGGCAGUCGGACCCGCAGUAGGGCAGCCGCGGCGCCGCCUCCCCGAGCUCAGACCCAGGAAGCGGCCGGGAGGGCAGGAGUCAACUGGGCUCGCCGCCGCCGCCGCCAUGGAGCUCAGAGUCGGGAACAGGUACCGGCUGGGUCGGAAGAUCGGCAGCGGCUCCUUCGGAGACAUCUAUCUCGGUACGGACAUUGCUGCAGGGGAAGAAGUUGCCAUCAAGCUCGAAUGUGUCAAAACCAAACACCCUCAGCUCCACAUUGAGAGCAAAAUCUACAAAAUGAUGCAGGGAGGAGUGGGCAUCCCCACCAUCCGGUGGUGCGGCGCGGAGGGGGACUACAACGUCAUGGUGAUGGAGCUGCUGGGGCCCAGCCUGGAAGACCUCUUCAACUUCUGCUCCAGGAAGUUCAGUCUCAAAACCGUCCUGCUCCUUGCUGACCAAAUGAUUAGUCGUAUUGAAUACAUUCACUCAAAGAACUUCAUCCACCGGGAUGUGAAGCCAGAUAACUUUCUCAUGGGUCUGGGGAAGAAGGGCAACCUGGUCUACAUCAUAGACUUUGGGCUGGCCAAGAAGUAUCGGGACGCCCGGACCCACCAGCACAUCCCCUACCGUGAGAACAAGAACCUCACAGGCACGGCGCGGUACGCCUCCAUCAACACGCAUCUUGGAAUCGAACAAUCUCGAAGGGAUGACCUGGAGUCGCUGGGUUAUGUGCUCAUGUACUUCAACCUGGGUUCUCUGCCCUGGCAGGGGCUAAAGGCUGCCACUAAGAGACAGAAGUAUGAGCGGAUCAGUGAGAAGAAGAUGUCCACCCCCAUCGAAGUGCUGUGUAAAGGCUACCCUUCUGAAUUUGCCACGUACCUGAAUUUCUGCCGUUCCUUGCGUUUUGAUGAUAAGCCUGACUACUCGUACCUGAGGCAGCUCUUCAGGAACCUGUUCCACCGCCAGGGCUUCUCCUACGACUACGUGUUUGACUGGAACAUGCUUAAAUUUGGAGCCAGCCGGGCAGCCGACGAUGCCGAGCGGGAACGCCGGGACCGCGAGGAGCGAUUAAGACACUCCCGAAAUCCAGCCACGCGAGGCCUCCCCUCCACGGCCUCAGGCCGGCUGAGGGGCACCCAGGAAGCGGCUCCUCCCACCCCCCUCACCCCUACCUCACACACGGCUAACACCUCUCCUCGGCCCGUGUCCGGCAUGGAACGAGAGCGGAAAGUGAGUAUGCGGCUGCACCGCGGCGCCCCCGUCAACAUCUCCUCCUCCGAUCUCACAGGCCGACAAGACACCUCGCGCAUGUCCACCUCACAGAAUAGCAUUCCCUUCGAGCACCACGGCAAGUAGCUGCGCGUCUCCCGUCGGAAGGCAGCACUGGAUUCCCGGUCGGGUGGCUUCCAGUGGUCUUCAGUCUGUCGUGCACCGAUGAGAACUCUCCUUUUUGCUGUGAAGGGCAGACAAUGCAUGGCUGAUCUACUCUGUUACAAUGGCUUUACUAGUGACACGCCCCCCCCCGGUCUAGAACCGAAACGUUAACACCGGGAGCUCUCCAGGCCGCCCACCCAGCGACGCCCAUGGGGGAAACAAACUAAACCGGACAGACUCCAAGUGCUGCCAUCAUCGGGGGCUGCCGCCGAGGCCCGCCACGUGAACUCGGUCAUAAUGGGGCUGGAAGGAAACGCAGAGAGUGAGAGACAGUGGCAAAGAAUCAGACUCCCGUUCAAGAGCCUCUCGGCCCUCCCGCCGGCGUGGCGCACCCAUGCUUCCCGACGAGCCCACUGUAACUCCUGUCUUCUACUUGGCUAAGACAGUUUUGUAUCAUUUUGCUAAAAAUUACUGGCUUAAAUCUGUGUAAAGAAAUCUGUCUUUUUAUUGUUUCCUUCUUGUCUGUUUCCACGGUCUUAAAAAGAUGUUGACUUAAAAGAAUCCUGAAACAAAGAUGCUGGCUUGGCGUUUCUGUGGAAUGGAGAGGCAGGGAGCUAAGCACACGUGAACUUGCGUGGUCUGUGUUUCGUGGGUUUUGUGGUGUGGUCCCUGUGGAGAGGGUUUUCUCGUCUGGAUUCUGUCACACACAUACAUGUGUGUAAGUGAUGUGCGUGUAUGUUGUGUGCUGUGUUUUGUGACCACAUCAGCCUGGUUUUGGCUGUUGCUCCCGUCCCCACUGUAAGAAUGCCUGCGUGGCAUGGAAGUGCGAGGGGCCUUGCAGCCAGCUUGGUUAGAGGUUGUCGACUCCAGCAGGGCCCAGCGCUGCUCCCAGCAGGUGCAGCAAGGAAGCUCAGCGUGGCGGGAGCAAAGGCUUUGCGUGGGCGUCACUGGUCCCUCGGGAGAGGGUUGUGAGCGAGUGUGGGCCUCUCCUUGGGGUCACGUCUGGCGGUUCUGGUGGUGGUCGUUGCCUCAAUGCCUUUGAAUUUGGGGACUUACCUAAAUAGGCUGUAUUGUAAUGUGCAGAUUGGUCCUUAGUCCUAGUUACCAUCUCUGCUCAAAGCCGAGGGCGUCUUGCCCGGAAAGGCCAGUGGGCAUCUCCUUAGCAGGGGCCGAGUGGCCUGGCCAGCCUAGUCAUGGGGGCAGGUAUGUCUUGCACUUUGGUGAUCUCUGUCAGGACCUAGUCACGCAGCAGAGCAGCCGGGUCCAGCCAGGAAGGCCUUGCCGUGCUGAGCUCCUGGGUGCCCUGAGGCACUCUCCCUCUCGGCUGCAGCAGGCAGAGGAACCGGGCAGCGGCCGGCAGGAGCCCCUGCCCUGGGAAACGAGGUCUAGCUCCUGUUCCCGGACCUCCCGCUUCCUGUCCCCCUGCUGCCCAGGGUCCUUCUGGGAAUCGGGGUGCCUGUAGGAAGCUAGGGACCCGAGGUGUCUGCAUCUGUUUUCCCCUCCCUCUCCUGAAGCCCUCCAGCCCAGGUGCAGGCCCAGGCACCCUGCCCUGACCUGGGGUGCAUCAAGGGCACACAGUGUGGCUGUUUGCUUCUUUCUGAAUCCCAAGAUCCUGCCUACUGUCUGUUUUUGGGUGUGAAAACUUGGCUGGGUGGGGCUGUUCCUCGGUGUGCAGGGGGGUGCUGGGGUGUGUCAGGUUGAGUUGGGGACUUUCAUUAUAGGCUAGUGCUGCCUUCAGAGGUGGGCUUUCCCUCCAGACAGGUUAGCAGCUGUAGUCCCUGGUACUGGGCCGGGACGGUACAAGGAGCCUCUGCUGUUUGCACACAGGUCUUCCCUGGGGAAGCCGACUGGUCCUCGGUCCUCAGCAGUAUGGCUGUGGGUGGUGCGGUCCUCCCAGUACUCAGUUCCCCCCGUGUGACCUGCAGGAAACGUAGUUGGAAUGUCUGUAUCGGCCAGUCUCUGAACUGCACAUUUGUAUGACCACUGUGUCUGUGUACUUAACCACCGUGUGAUAAUAAAUUCACAAUGACUUCUGCCUUCUU